Cinara cedri is the source of this 477-nucleotide messenger RNA. The record is from the annotation of a GenBank genome assembly. Lineage: Eukaryota; Metazoa; Arthropoda; Insecta; Hemiptera; Aphididae.
AUGGAGUAUUCGGCUGGAGGUGAUUUGAAUACGCACAUAAGUAACGGGGCGUCUGAAGAACCAAGAGCAAUUUUCUAUGCCGGUUGCAUUGUUUUGGGCCUACAAUAUUUACACGGAAAUAGUAUCGUUUAUCGGUGUGUACAAUGUUAACAUCAUUUUUAUAAUCUGUAACGUUGUUAUUAAGACGGUUCAUUAUUACGUUCAUUAUUUGUCGGUGACUUAAAAUUAGAUAACUUACUGUUGGAUACUGAUGGGUACGUCAAAAUAGCGGAUUUCGGCACUGGCAAAAGAGAUGUGGAUUUUGGCGAUCCGACCGCGACGUUCUGCGGAACUGCCGAAUACAUGGCUCCUGAACUUAUUACCGAAACGUCCUACACGCGUAGUGUAGAUUGGUGGUCUUUUGGUAUACUGAUAUAUGAAAUGUUUGUCGGGGAGGCAAAUAUAUUUUGGAUAUUAAUGUGUAACAUAACACCGUAA